Suillus subaureus is the source of this 659-nucleotide messenger RNA. RefSeq lists its product as uncharacterized. The coding region runs from base 46 to 600 and encodes 184 amino acids. Lineage: Eukaryota; Fungi; Basidiomycota; Agaricomycetes; Boletales; Suillaceae. Gene Ontology annotation, molecular function: protein binding. The record is from RefSeq and is a predicted model, not a curated record. The transcript is spliced from 4 exons.
UCUCAGUACUUUACCAUCUCAUCGCACUUACUGUAUCGCUUUCAAAUGUCUGGCUUCACAAUGCACUUGCAUUCCAACCAGGCUUCUGGGAUGGCCGUUUCACAGGCGGCUAGAAUAAAUAACCAGGCCCUCAGCCUCUCUAGUCAAGGCAAUUAUGCCGGUGCAGAGGAUCUCCACCUGCAAGCACUCCAUCUUAAACUCGCUGCAGUUGGUGAGAAUAACCUGACUACUGCCAUAACUCGUAAUGCACUCGGAGAACUUUAUCUCAAAAUGGGCAAAAUCACGGAUGCUGAAGAGCAGCUCAAGAAGGCUAUUUCUGUCCGCAUGGGGAAUGGUCCUGCAUAUGAAGCGGCAGUUUCUGUCGAGAAUCUUGGUCGAGUGCAUGAAGUGAAAGGUGACCUUGAAGAAGCGAAGAGAGUUAGACUGUCUCAUCCUGCAGACAUCAUGGUCUGUGGAAACUAUGACUGUCCUGGUGAGACGUUUGAUCGGAGUCAGCUUUUAGCUUGUUCUGGAUGCAAGUCCGCCUUCUACUGUGGAAGAACCUGUCAGGCAAAGGAUUGGCGUGCUCGCCACAAGACAUUCUGCAAAAAGCGUGCGUAAACGAGUCACAGAGCCCUCCCCCGUUUGUAUGAGGUAAAUAUGUUUAUCCCAAUGGGACG